AUGCUGAAGCGCAAGCGCGAGAUCUAUGAGGAGGUUGAUAGCGAUGCUGAUUACGAGGACAGUGACGCGGAGCUCGACCUCGAUGUUUUCGGCAUGGGCUGGGGCCUGGGUGAGGGUGAUGACAAGACAGUGGCCGGGGCGGACAAGGAGGCCGACGCGAAGAAGAGGUUGAAGGCCAUUAGUUUCCCGGACAUGGAUGCGGAUGGUUUGCCCUCCAGCUACAUCAUCAAGGUGGUGAACUGCCUGGGCAAGUGGGCCGCGAAGGUUCAGGCUGUGACAGACCAGCUUGCGGAGGUGAAGAGGAUCCAGAAGAGGGCCGCAGACAUUGCCGCCGGCAUCGAGAAAACGACGGAGGCGAUCCAGAGCAAGCAAGCAGACAGUGUGCUGAACGAUGUCGGGUUCACGCUAGCGCAGCAGGAUGAGCUGAAGAAGCUGUUCGACACUGCGAAGAAGCAGCCACCUGACAGCUCUUAG
Molecule: messenger RNA, 474 nt
Organism: Symbiodinium sp. CCMP2456
Lineage: Eukaryota; Dinophyceae; Suessiales; Symbiodiniaceae
Source: the annotation of a GenBank genome assembly